Dentiscutata erythropus is the source of this 215-nucleotide messenger RNA. The record is from the annotation of a GenBank genome assembly. NCBI's taxonomy places the organism in Eukaryota, Fungi, Glomeromycota, Glomeromycetes, Diversisporales, Gigasporaceae.
AUGGUGAAUUUGUGCAACCUUUAGAUUUUGAAAGUAAUGAAAAAAAUUCUCAUUCUUUAUUUCAAAGUCAAAGUCAGGCUUCUUUACCGCUAAAGAUUUCAAAAAAGCAAAAAUUGAAUAAUUUAGUAGCACAGCCAAUAUAUACAUAUGAUCAGGAGCAAUUUAACCAGUCAAUUCUUUAUGCUACAAUAUCAACUGGAGUUGCUUUUAGAUGG